CUUUAAAUAUUUUUAAUCCCCCCCCCAAAAAACCUCACCAAAUCUCUUCCUUACUUCUUUUCUUCUCCCCUUCACUGUAUCCCUCCCCUCUCCCUCCUUCCUUCCUUUCUGCACUGUAUCUUUCUUUCUUUCUUUCUUCUCUGCCUGCCGCUUUCUUCUAACUCUCCCUUCCUUUCACUGCUCUCUCUCAUAUAUACACACACAUAUAAAAGGCAAGGCUAGGCAGAUAAAGUUUCUCCAGUCCAGCUUUUACAGAUCUCCCUCAGAAAGGGGAGGAGAGAGAACAAGAGAAGGGAGGUUUGGUUGGCUGGAGGUCUUUUUAAUUUCUUCCUUUUUUUCACCUUUCUAAAGAAAGAUCUCUGGUCUCUUUUUGUGUGGGGCCUUUGCAACAGAUCAAUGGAGCACCCGCCUGAAAGUAGCAAAUUAUGGGAUGGCGUGUGCCUGUCUGUCUCUCUCUUUCUUUCUCUCUGGAGUGGGACAUGGUUUCUUUUUUGCCAGAGACUGCUGGAUUAGACGUUGAAUGCAUCACCCUUUUGGGUUGUUAUUAUCUUGAGCAGCGGUGGAAAGAAACAGAAAUCAGAUUUUCCUGGGUUUGUUUUGCAAAUGAAACUCUACAGGCGGUCAGAUGCAAACAAAGAAGAAACAACCCUUUAUUUCGAUCUCCUCUCUAGAUAAAUUUCUCCUUGGCUUUUUCACCCUGAACUUUGCCCCCCAAAAGGAAAGCCGUAGAUGGACCUGAGAGAGACAGAUGGAGCUAAAACUAGUAGUGUAUUGAUUUUGGGAGGGAUGGGGGUGGGUAGGGGCUUGUGUGAUCUUUAAAGAUAUGUUUUAACCUAGAAAACCACCCCUGGAUUAAUUUUCCUUGGAUUCUUGCAGAAGGAACAGGUAAAAAAAAUUUUAAAAGCACCCCAUAUUUCCUUCCUCUUUCUCAUUUUGUUUUUUAAAAAAUACUUUUAAAAAUAUAUUCAGAGUUCUAAAUCCAUGUUAGGGCUUGUAUAAAAAAGGAAUCUCAUACGGAGCUUAAACAUAAAGCUUUUGGAGCAGAGGAGAGAACUACCUUUUGCUCCAGACAAGGAAGUCUGCAAGCAUUUAUCUUAUACGUUGAGUCUGAGCCUAGGCAAGUUUACUCUCAAGUAAACCCCACUGAGUUCAGUGGGGCUUCCUUCCCGGGAAGUCUCUCCAUGAAGAAUGCAAUUGUGUUGCGACCUGCUCCCCUGCAUGCUUACUCAGAAGCAAGCCCCACUGAGUUCAAUAGAGCUUACUCCCAGCAAGUGUAGCAAAGGAAAAGACGGAUGAUUCCUAAUUUGGAUUAUAAAUCACGUUGACCCGUGAAGGAUUAUCCGGUUGCGGUUAGAGAAUCCUUUUCUCUUCAGGCUUGGCUUGUCUUUGCCAAGAAGGAUCAGUAGUCCAGAGGCUGUUGGUGUUGGAUUAAAGGGGACAGAUGGCCAAGUGGUUUAAGGAUUAUUUGAGUUUCGGGAGCAGGAAAUCUCCCCCGCAGCCCCCCAAACCGGACUACACCGAGAGUGAGAUCCUGAAGGCGUAUCGUGCGCAGAAAAGCUUGGACUUCGAAGAUCCUUAUGAAGAUGGUGAUGGAAAACCUGAGACGGACCCCAGAGGGUCCCCAAACAAAGUGGCAACCUCCGGCAGCAAUCCGGAGGGGAAGUACGACUCCCCAAAACACAGGCUUAUCAAAGUGGAGGCCUCUGACCUGAACCGGAGCAAAGCUCUCUUGGCCACUGCUGCAGAGGAAGAUCUAAUUCAGCCCGAUCAGCCCCCCGGAGAAAGUGAGUACUCAGACCCCUUCGAUGCCCAUCGGGAGCCCAAAGAAGAUGCGGAUGAGGACGUGGGGCAGGAAAACAACGGAUAUAUGGAACCCUACGAUGCACAGAAAGUGGUGGCUGACCUCCAGCGCAAAAGUGACUGGGAUGAGCGAAAGGUGAAAAAGUCCCGGAAAGGGUUGCAGCUCUAUGACACCCCUUACGAGGAGAAGGAAGCUGAGGUUGACCCGGAGGGUCCCACCUCCAGCAAGCCCCGGGAGAGCCGCCUGCCCCAGGAUGACGAGCGGCCGGCAGAUGAAUAUGACCAGCCCUGGGAGUGGAAGAAGAAUCACAUCUCUCGGGCUUUUGCAGUAGACAUUAAGGAGACUAAGGUGUUGCCUUGGCCACCGCCGGUAGGACAACUCACAGGGACAGAGGAAGCCCUAGAUCCAGAAGUGCAGUUUGAGACCCCUGAGUGGGAACGAACCUCCUCGGCCUCCUUGUCUUCCGCACACAAAGAGCGUUGGCACCAGCCAAAGCACCUAACCGGGAGUUCCAAGUUCAGCCGGUCACAAAGUCCUGAGCACAGCUUACCCAUCGCUGAGUGCGUGGAUCCCUCCUUGCCGCUGGAUCAGCAGGCGUGGUUCCAUGGUACGAUCAGCAGAGCCGAUGCCGAGGCCCUCCUGACUCUCUGUAAGGAGGGUAGCUACCUGGUCAGGAACAGCGAGACCAGCCGAAAUGACUACUCCCUCUCACUCAGGAGCAGCCAAGGUUUCAUGCACAUGAAGUUCACCCGGACCAAGGAGAACAAGUUCGUGUUGGGGCAAAACAGUGCCCCUUUCGACAGCGUCCCAGAGGUCAUCCACUACUACACGGCCCAAGAGUUGCCUGUCAAGGGAGCUGAGCACCUUUCCUUGCUCUAUCCAGUUGCGGUCCAGACUUUGUAAUGCAACGUGUGGCUGCAGAGGAAGAGGAGGAGCUGGUUUGAUCCAAAGAAACUGGCCUGAUGAUUGUCUGGACUGCAGGAGGGGUCUCACUGGGGGUGACCCACAGACAAUCUCUCCCCAUCCCUUUGGGGUCCUUGCAUUGAAGGGGAGGCUCAUACGGUGCUCUCUCCUGUUUUCAAGCAAUAAUUCUGCUUCUCUUCCAAUGGCCAAGCUGCCAUCAGCCUGUUUUUCUUCCUUUGUGACAUCCCCAGAGGUGUGGAGGAACUCUUUGACAGUUACCUGCUCUCCCUUGACAUGCUGGAGAAUGUCUCAGCUCAGCUCUUGCAAAGUUUAUCUUGUUCUUAAGAAUGGAUGGGAAAGCGGAACUUUUGCCAAGGGCUCCCGAGCAAGCCAGGGGCUCAGACUGUGCAGUGGGGCUCCCGCUUGCCGUGCGGAGGCACUUUUGGGCUGUCCUAGCAGCUCACCUCUUGCAAAGGUGAUCUUUCUCAUCAUAUCUUGCAGAGGAGCAGAGCUCUUGCAAAGAGGUUGGGCUGAAGCACUUACCUUGUUCCCAGUUGAGGUUGCCCCGUUGUCUAUUUAUUUCAGAUGUCAAUCUCCCUGCAAAGUUCCUCCUCUCCCAUAUUGCCUUGGGAUAUGUGCAUUCCGGGAUCCCCAUGUGUAUUUGUUUUGCUUAUCUAAAUUGGCAGAGCAGCUGAGCUAUUGCACCAUGCUUUGUGUGGGGUCAUUUUCCCAUUCUCCCCAUACUUGGGGUUUUCCUUUUAGGCCCACGUUAAGCCAUCUUGGGCUGCUUUUUUAAUCAAGAUUGAUGGGGGUGGGGGAGGGCGAGAAACAGAUAAUUUUUGCCUUGCACAAUUUAUAGUACCCUCCCUCCCCUUUAUAUAAAAUGUGACAUUUAGGAGGAAACCUAAAUGUCCCAGAGCUGCUGUUGGUUCCCACCCAGAUCUCCCUUCACUGGGGCCUAAACGUCAUGAUCCAGGGAUCAUGUGGCCACCCCCCAAAUCAGCCCCCACCUCUUCCUCUUCUCCCCAACAUGCAGCCAUCGCAGCGAGUGGGGAGUGGGAGGAAAUGUCGAAACAUGGUGGCAGCAUAGAGAUGCAUUUCCUCUUCCUCGGGGCCAAACUAAACCACCAGUUUGCAGAGUUGUUGUUUUUUCUGUUUCAAAUCGUCGCAGCUGCAGCAAGAGGGAAGUCCCGGGUGGGAACUGGCUGGCACAGAAGGGGAGAGGUGACCCUUUGCCUCUACCGCCGUCCCAAUCCGGAUCGGGGCCUUCCCGCCCCCCGCAGCUGCAGGAGGGAAGCUACCAUUGGCCCCAAAGGUUAUGGGGCAGAGGAGGAGGAGAUGGGGACUGUCUCCUUUGGCACCACCCCUGUAGCAACCAUAACGCCCAUUUCUGGCCCGAGACUGAUGCUUCCGCCAUCCCCGCCUCUCCAAAAUCCGUGCCAUGUCUCGUCAUGUUUAUCUGGGCGUCUGUGUGGGACUGUUCCCUUUGUCUGUCCCGUGUUCUGGUGCAAUAUAUUCCCCCCUCCUGAUGGUGUUGCCUUUGCAUUAAACUCUAAAACAUG
This is a messenger RNA of Hemicordylus capensis (graceful crag lizard), 4266 nucleotides long. It is a transcript of the gene SHD, whose product is annotated as Src homology 2 domain containing transforming protein D. Gene Ontology annotation, molecular function: phosphotyrosine residue binding. The transcript has 8 exons. Lineage: Eukaryota; Metazoa; Chordata; Lepidosauria; Squamata; Cordylidae. Bases 1442 to 2704 code for a protein of 420 amino acids. The record is from RefSeq and is a predicted model, not a curated record.